Molecule: messenger RNA, 2075 nt
Organism: Rhodofomes roseus
Lineage: Eukaryota; Fungi; Basidiomycota; Agaricomycetes; Polyporales; Fomitopsidaceae
Product: amidase signature domain-containing protein
Exons: 12
Coding region: 396-2060 (554 amino acids)
Molecular function (GO): catalytic activity
Source: RefSeq, a predicted model, not a curated record
GUCCACUCGAAUAGCAUACGUACUACGUACGUGAACUCUCAGUCUCACCGCAAGACCCGAGGAGUUUGUGUUAUAACUAAGCCCCCUUCAGAUGACAAUGAGCCUGGGCAGUGGACAAACGAGCCGGCUGCUGCUGGCCUUGAGUAAUACCGGCCAAAGUCUUAUCUUGAAGUCUAUAUGUUCGCAGAAGCCAUCCACCCGGAGCUCCUUCAGCUCCAUUGCCAUGGGUGUGCCUCGGUCUCCCGUCCGUCGAUAAGCAGGCUGACUUCCUGGGGACCUGGCCUUCGUCUUCUAUCUCUCCAUUGCGAGCCAAUGGUGACGUAUAUCUGUAAGCACUCCUGCGAACAUGAAAUGGCCUACGUUCCGAUCCCUGAAUCCUCAUCCUCCCCGACUCGAUGUCUGCCGCUCUUGCUGACCCUCCCGCUCCCAAGCAGUCACCCGUCACACGAGAUGUCCUCCAGCAGACGGCUGCGAAGAUUGGUGUCCGCGUUCCAGCAGAGAAGGAGAUUGAGUUCACCGAAAUGCUAGCGAGUGCCAGGGAAGCAAUGGAGCAGGUGUUAGCUAUGGAUGAUUAUUAUCCAGUGCCUGACCUAGAGAAGUACCCUCGCACAGAGAUCGCACCUGUUCCUGCGGGCGAGAAUCCGUACAACGCCUGGGCUACUAAGGUAGUAGUAAAGAACCCCAACAAAGAGGAGGUGGAAGCCGGUAUCCUCGCGGGCAAGCGAGUAGUUCUGAAGGAUAACGUUUGUCUCGCUGGCGUCCCUUGUCACUUCGGGACAGACGUCUUCACAGAUUGGGUACCACACACAGACGCCACAGUUGUCACUCGCACACUUGAAGCAGGCGGAAUAAUCAUUGGGAAGGCCACAUGCGAGAGCUUUUCAGCCUUCGGAAUAUCAAACACUUCGGCAAUCGGUCCUGUGGGCAAUCCGUACGACAAGACACGGUCUGCCGGCGGCUCUAGUUCUGGUUGCGGUGUGCUCAUCGCAAUCGGCGAGGCUGACCUUGCCAUUGGCGGGGACCAAGGAGGUUCCAUCCGUCUGCCCGCCUCGCACGUCGGCAUCGUCGGGCUGAAGCCGACCUUCGGGCUCGUGCCCUACACUGGCAUUGUCUCCAACGAAGUCUCGCUCGACCACACCGGGCCCAUGUCGCCCGACGUGCUCUCGAACGCCCUGCUCCUCCGCGCCAUCGCAGGCACAGACGGAAUCGACGACCGGCAGAUCGCCGGCACACCCUCACGCGCACACGUCCCUGACUAUCCCGCGCUGCUGGCAGCGGCGCGAGGCCGGCCGGGCGCCCUUCUACAGGUAGGCUUGCCGUCGAACGCGACUGGCUCGGAGCCGGGAGAGACGCGCAAGAUGCGGGUGGGCAUCCUGAGGGAGGGUGGGAUGUGCCAGGCGGCGGACCCGAGGGUGGUGGAGUGCGUGACUCACGCGGCGAGGAAGUUCGAGGAGCUCGGCGCGGAGGUCGUGGAGGUCAGCGUGCCUGGCCAUGUGCAGGCGUCGUUGAUUGGCCGCGCGCAGAGGUUCUCGCAAGCAAACAACAUGCUGGGUCGUGCGAGCGGGACGCGGCAGUUGUACCUGACCGACUUUGUGGAGAAGGUCCUUCCGUGGAACCAGGGGAAGUUCGAUAAGCUUUUUGCAAACUCCGCGAACAUUCUCAUCAAUGGCAUCUACGCCGACGAACAUUAUCCGCAGCUGCAUGGCAAGACCCACAACCUUUUCCGUAAGUUGCGGUCAGAGUACGACGCUGUCCUCGAGGACGUCGACAUCAUCGUCAUGCCAACAAUCCCAUGGGUCCCCAAGGUCAUGCAGCCACGGGAGGCACCUCUCCUCGACCACUACAAGGAUUACAAUGGACUGACAUUCAACACGCUGCCGUUCAACAACACCGGCCAUCCCGCGUUGUCCAUCCCUUGCGGAAUGCUAUCUCCACCAGAGGGCCCAGAAGCUCUGCGACUGCCAAUCGGCAUGCAGCUGGUCGGGAGGUUCUGGGAGGAACUCACGCUGUACAAGGCCGCGUUGGCAUGGAGCGAUGCGUACAACUGGAAGGAGCUCUGAGAAAGUAGGGGAUGC